AUGACAUCCACGCUUGAUAAUUCAGUCAUCAACUAGCCCCACUAAGUCAGCUAGAUCUUCAAAAAUUAAAGCCAAAUCAUUCACAAUCUCUAGGUGAAAGACGCUCUCUAUAAAUAGCAAAUAUUAGUAUCCUCUACAGAGUACCAGCACUAACUUCAGAAACUUUCCGAUAUGCACUUGCAUCUUAAGUAGCUGUAAAACCAUAGAGAAAGAGAUUGCAAAGCUCUUAUUACUCAAGAGCAACUGAUCAACGAACUAAGAGCUAAAAUCUAGCAAUCUAAAAAUGAUAAAAAUGGCGGUGAUGCUUCUAUUAUAAAGAGCGAAAGCAAAUUCAAUAUGCAAAUGAAUGAUAAUAAACCUAAGUCUGUCAAAGAAUUAACAAAGGAAAACGAUAAAAUCUCGUAAAAUCUCAAUUAGCUUGUAAAGGUCAACUUCGAGACUGAAAAUGGCAUAAUGUUCAAGUUUGAAUCAUUGAACUAAGUUUUAUCAUCUCUAUUACAACUUCAAGAUUAAAAUGAUCCAAAGGUAUCCUAACUUCUACUUAAGUAGCUAUCAUUGUUCAAGACUAGAUUAGUAGACAAGGACCAAGAACUUAGAUCUUAUGUGGAAUAAAACUUGGCUGAUAACUAAACACUCAGAGAAUCAAUUGGCUAGAUGAAGUAAGAGUUGAAUGAGCUCAAAGAAGAAUGCCUUGUUGAUGACAUCAAGAUUUAUGAGUUUGAGAGGAAUUUGGAAAAUACCAAAAUUAAUAGAGAAGUUUCUAAAACUUGGGAGAAGGAGAGAGCACUUGAGAGAGGAGGUGAAGAGGAAGCCCAAAAGAUUGAGGAAGACUAUGACAUUAAGAGAAGCAAGGAUAAGGCUGAGGAUAUAUUAUCCAGGAUGAGAAAUAAAAUUGAAAAUGCAAGCAAGCUUGUAUCAGUCUCAGAAUGA
Molecule: messenger RNA, 930 nt
Organism: Stylonychia lemnae
Lineage: Eukaryota; Ciliophora; Spirotrichea; Sporadotrichida; Oxytrichidae
Source: the annotation of a GenBank genome assembly